CAAAACAGACUUCUGCAUGAACAAAGCUCAGGCAGCAGAGAUAAACAGAAGGGCUGAGCUGAUACUUCUCGAUCUGGAAUAACCCUAAAAUAUGCUUCCCGACUGCCUAAAUUAGAUUUAUCUCCAUGUAUUGUUUGUAAAACUUGUGACAUUUAAGAUUAAAGUUUCUUCUUUUAAGUCAAAGGUAGUACGAUGUUAUCCUUUUUCACGUCGCUUCUUCCGACUUCCUACUUCCUACCAGGGUGGUUGACUCUAGAUACAAAUCCACUGGAUAGUUUACUUCAAGGACUCAUAGGUGCAUGUGGGAUCUCUGUGCUAUGCUCCCUGGUGAGAGUUCACUUAUUCCUAGAGGAGGAGAGCUGGAGUGAUAAAAAUGGUAAAGAUACAUCAAGCCAGAGAACACCUCAAAGGGGAACUAGAACUGGACUUACUGGGAUGCUCCAGUUUUUCUUGGUGGCUGGGAUGCUGGCUGUAGUGGGCUCCCGUGUUGCCUCCCUGGUGGUACUAGAGUUUUGUCUUCGAGCUGUCUCUGGAUGGGUCACAGCUGGACCAGAGUCCAGGAAAUUUCUGCAGCAGCUGUUAGUUCAAAGCCAGUUCUCUCUGGGCUGUGCCCUAAGCUGCAGUUUGCACUUUCUCCACGAGGGGGCGUCCCAGCGCUGGCUAUGCCUACUCCUGGCAGCAGCACUCAGCUGGUUCCUGGCUCGAAAGGCCACACUCCUGCUGCACCAUGUCAUGGCCCUGUAUAAACUCCACAGUUCGCAGCGCUACUGCGGCAUUUGCAUCAGCCUCCUCACAUCAGGCCGCUGCCUGCUGCCCAUGCUGUGCAAGACAAUGAUCAUUGCUUUCUCUGUGGCUGUGGUGGCUGCCAUAUCAAUCAUUAAUAAACACUUCCUCUCUGCUACAGAGGCCCUUAGGUUCUGGACACCACUGACUAUCUGCUACACACUGUUGGUUGUGUACAUGCAGGACGAACAGCACCGUCUGCGCGGCAGCCAGACUGUCAUGAACACAGUAGUGGUGCGUCUCGGAGGUUUGAUGGUCUUGAUGCUGACUGUUGGACGCUGGGCCGACGUGCUCCAAAUCUUAAUGUGUUUCCUGGGUGAGGCCAGCUGUCUAAUCCCCACUAUGGAUCUGCUGGAUGCGGCAUCCUCACAGGAUGAAGAGGAUUAUACAGACAGCGUAAAGAGGGAGCGUCGACCAGGACCACAGCCAAAACAGAAGGAGCACCAAAGAUAGCCACUCUGGGGUUUUAAAAACUUGUGGCAUUUAUUUUUAAUGGCCAUUAAUUAGCGUAAGUCCUAUUAGGGCUACAUCAACAAUGAGUGCUUUUGUAUUUAGAAUGUGAUAUUUUUUCAUUAAAAAGUCAGAGGAGCACAA
Dicentrarchus labrax (European seabass) is the source of this 1377-nucleotide messenger RNA. It is a transcript of the gene tmem82, whose product is annotated as transmembrane protein 82. The transcript has 6 exons. The record is from RefSeq and is a predicted model, not a curated record. The coding region runs from base 193 to 1236 and encodes 347 amino acids. NCBI's taxonomy places the organism in Eukaryota, Metazoa, Chordata, Actinopteri, Moronidae.